Molecule: messenger RNA, 1154 nt
Organism: Cornus florida
Lineage: Eukaryota; Viridiplantae; Streptophyta; Magnoliopsida; Cornales; Cornaceae
Exons: 3
Coding region: 232-1044 (270 amino acids)
Molecular function (GO): RNA binding
Source: RefSeq, a predicted model, not a curated record
AUAGACUGCUCUCGUAAAUACUCGCUUCUUUUUAUAUGCAAGACAUCGAAGCCUCCGCAGCAGCUCUCUCUCCUUUCUUCUCUCUCUACGAUGCCCACCCUCCCCACAUCGUACACGUCAAAACUGUAAAUUUCUCUUUGCGCUUUUUCUUCAACACUUGAAAUUGCAAGCCAAAUCGGCCAAAUCUUCAUUACCCCCUUCCAUUACCGCUGAUUUCUUGAAGUUUUGGAUAUGGGUAUUGAUCAUUAUAGGGUUUUAGGCUUGCCUUCCGGCGAAGAAGGAGCGAAACUUUCGGUGAAGCAAAUAUCCAAAGCCUACAAGUUGAAGGCGUUGGAACUCCACCCAGACAAGAGACCCGGUGAUCCCAAUUCUCAUACCCAAUUCCACAGACUCAAAUCCUCGUACGAGAUUCUCAGGAAUGAAAAAUCUCGGAAGCAAUUUGAUGAUGUUCAUCAAAUCAAUGUUGAACGACGAUCACAAAACGAUUCGAAGCGUAGGAAGACGAUGUCUGAUCUUCGAGAGAGGGAGAAAGCUGAUUUCACUAGAAAAGCUCAAAAAAAGGAAGAUGAAAGAAUCCACAAGGAGAUCAAAGCAGAGAUGGCGAGAUGUCAUGCGAUGUAUGACAGUGGACCCGAAGCUCAAGAAAAGGAAGAUGAAAGAAUCCAUAAGGAGCUUAAAGAAGAGAGUGCGAGAAUUAGUUCAAUGUAUGGCAGUGGACCCGUAUUUCGGAUGCAACCCAAAGGAUAUCCUACUGAAGGAGGAAAGGAGAAUAUGGGUUAUGGGUAUGAUUCUGGGUUUAGUAUAGAUCAAGGGAAGAUGCUCAAGGUGUCAUGGAAGAUAUGUGGUGGUGAUUAUAGCGUUGAAAGAUUGAAGGAGUUGUUUGAAAAGUUCGGUAAGGUUGAAGAUGUGGCCAAGAGUUCAAGGAAAAGAGGUUUAGCACUUGUGGUGAUGGCAUCUAAAGAAGCAGCUGUUGCUGCUUCUGAAAAGGUUUGCGGGGAUACCACAAAUCCGCUUGCAGUAGAACAUAUAAUCUUAACUGUAUAGGGCAAUGAUGUGUUUGAUAUUGUUUUAUAUAUGUCUAUGUAUAACUGCCUGCGAGAUUUGUUUGUUCUUGGCGUCUUGCUAAUGACCAUGCUGCAAAGGUUCAGAAAUUG